Cimex lectularius (bed bug) is the source of this 6260-nucleotide messenger RNA. RefSeq names its product muscle calcium channel subunit alpha-1 (gene Ca-alpha1D). Gene Ontology annotation, cellular component: voltage-gated calcium channel complex; membrane. The transcript has 43 exons. Bases 300 to 6008 code for a protein of 1902 amino acids. Gene Ontology annotation, molecular function: high voltage-gated calcium channel activity. The record is from RefSeq and is a predicted model, not a curated record. Gene Ontology annotation, biological process: calcium ion import across plasma membrane. Lineage: Eukaryota; Metazoa; Arthropoda; Insecta; Hemiptera; Cimicidae.
UUGGAAAGUGUUCAGUGAUACUGGAAUAUUUUGGUAACAGUCGCUAACAGUGAAUCGUCCAUUAAGCGAAUUUGCCCAUUAUAGCAAUUAACGUUGCCGUGAUGCCCAGUGAUUUGUCUGCUAGCAAUCCCCUGCUAUGCUGCAAUGCUCAACUAACGACUAUCUAACACAUAUUCUAAACAUUUUCAUUUUUCUCAUUGUUAUAGGCUCUCAAGAACGUAUCGAAUAUAGCCGCAAUUCCUUUGAGUGAUGAGUUAAAGGAAGUGGGUGCAUGGGACAACGUCGUGAGCGGAGCUGCAAUGAGUACUUCCAACGUCAACAACAACAACAAUAACAACAAUGUGAACAAACCGACACCGAAGAGGCCUGUGAGAAGAGGCGGAAAACCCCCGCCGGAUAGACCACAGAGGGCCCUCUUCUGUCUUACCCUAAAGAACCCCCUCCGAAAACUGUGUAUAGACAUUGUCGAAUGGAAACCAUUUGAGUACCUGAUUCUUCUUACAAUUUUUGCGAAUUGUGUGGCUCUAGCUGUAUACACGCCUUACCCCAAUGCUGAUUCAAACAGCACAAAUGCCUACUUGGAAAAAAUAGAAUACAUAUUUUUAGUUAUUUUUACCGUAGAAUGUAUUAUGAAAAUCAUUGCCUAUGGUUUUGUGGCGCAUUCAGGAGCUUAUUUACGAAACGGAUGGAAUUUAUUAGAUUUUACAAUUGUAGUUAUAGGUAUGAUAAGUACAGCUUUAUCCAAUUUAAUGAAAGAAGGGUUCGAUGUAAAGGCGUUACGAGCCUUUCGUGUUUUAAGGCCGCUAAGGCUGGUAUCUGGGGUGCCAAGUUUACAAGUUGUUUUGAAUUCAAUUCUUCGUGCCAUGGUGCCUUUAUUGCAUAUUGCACUGCUAGUACUUUUUGUAAUUAUAAUAUAUGCGAUCAUAGGUUUGGAACUUUUUUCUGGAACAUUGCAUAAAACCUGUUUUAAAAAUGGAACAGAUGAGACAAUGGAUGAUCCACAUCCUUGUAGUUCUAUUGAAGGUGCUGGUUAUCAGUGUAAUGAAGUUUCGAGUGAAUAUGUUUGCCUCGAUGGGUGGGAAGGACCAAAUUUUGGUAUAACCAAUUUUGAUAACUUUGGAUUAGCUAUGCUGACAGUUUUCCAAUGUAUUACUCUUGAAGGAUGGACUGAAGUUUUAUAUAAUAUAGAAGAUUCUUUGGGGAAUACUUGGCAAUGGAUGUACUUUAUAUCUAUGGUAAUUCUUGGAGCUUUCUUCGUAAUGAACCUAAUUCUUGGUGUCCUUAGCGGAGAGUUCUCAAAAGAAAGAGAAAAGGCAAAAGCAAGAGGAGAUUUUCACAAAUUGCGAGAAAAACAACAACUAGAAGAAGAUUUAAGAGGCUAUUUAGACUGGAUAACCCAAGCAGAAGAUAUUGAACCUGAAGGGGAAGAUAGGAAACGUAACGCUGAUUCAAAAAAUAAAAGCAAUCCAGAGACAGAGUCAGCCGAUAGAUUAGAGGGAGAUGAAGGUGAAAAACAAGAUUCAUGGUUUGUUAAGAAAAAGAAAGAUUUCGACAGGGUAAAUAGAAGAAUGAGAAGAGCUUGUAGAAAAUCGGUCAAAUCUCAAGCAUUUUAUUGGCUUAUUAUAGUGUUGGUAUUUUUAAAUACUGGAGUACUAGCAACAGAACAUUAUAACCAGCCGGCAUGGUUAGACCAAUUCCAAGAAAUAACUAAUAUAUUUUUUGUUGCUCUAUUUACAAUGGAAAUGUUAUUGAAAAUGUACAGUUUAGGAUUUCAGGGUUAUUUUGUAUCUUUAUUCAAUCGGUUUGAUUGUUUUGUCGUAAUUGGAAGCAUAGGAGAAAUGGUGCUCACAAGAACAGAUGUGAUGCCCCCUCUAGGAGUGUCUGUGCUUAGAUGUGUCAGGCUACUGAGGGUUUUUAAAGUUACCAAGUAUUGGAGGUCACUCUCAAAUUUAGUCGCCUCUCUACUCAAUUCAAUUCAGUCUAUAGCCUCACUGCUGCUUCUACUUUUCCUGUUUAUUGUGAUAUUUGCUCUACUAGGAAUGCAAGUUUUUGGAGGCCGGUUUAACUUUGAUAAAUCAAAAGAGAAACCAAGGCACAAUUUUGACAGUUUUUGGCAAAGCCUUUUGACUGUAUUUCAGAUAUUAACUGGUGAAGACUGGAAUGUUGUGAUGUACGAUGGAAUACGAGCUUAUGGUGGUGUUUCAUCAAUAGGCAUAUUAGCAUGCAUUUAUUUCAUAAUAUUGUUUAUCUGUGGUAAUUAUAUUUUAUUAAAUGUUUUCUUGGCUAUUGCCGUUGACAAUUUAGCUGAUGCAGAAUCAUUAACUGCAAUAGAGAAAGAAGAAGAUGAAGAGGCUGAAAAACAAGAAAUGUCUAAAAGUGCUUCCCCCGCUAGAGAUGAGUGGGGAGAGGAAGAGGAAAGAGAAAGACAUAGCGGCGAGGAAGAAUUAGAAGGCCAAGAAGAAUUUCAAGAAAGAAUUGAAGAAGGUUCAGUUAAAGAAGAGGGUAGCGCCAAAGUUCGAGUAGAAGAAGAGGAAGAGGAAGAAGAAUAUCAUUAUGAUGAAGAAAAUGAUCAGCAUGAUAUGGAGGAAUUAGAAGAAGGUGUUACCGCUAGACCAAGAAGGCUCUCUGAGUACAAUAUGGCAACCAAACAACAGCCUAUUCCAGCUGCAUCCUCUUUCUUCUUAUUUUCUAGAACCAACAGAUUCCGGGUAUUCUGUCAUUGGUUCUGCAACCACAGCUACUUUGGAAAUGUCAUAUUGGUUUGUAUUAUGGUUUCUUCUGCUCUACUAGCAGCUGAAGACCCACUAAGAGCUGAUUCCCCAAGAAACAAAGUAUUGGUGUACUUUGACUAUUUCUUCACAAGUGUCUUUACCAUAGAAAUAUGUUUGAAAAUGAUUUCUUAUGGUGCUUUUUUACAUGACGGUGCGUUUUGUCGAUCAGCCUUUAAUUUACUUGACUUACUCGUUGUUUGUGUAUCUCUUGUCUCAAUGUUUUUCAGUUCAGGAGCGAUUUCUGUUGUAAAGAUUUUAAGAGUGCUCAGAGUGUUGCGCCCACUGCGUGCAAUUAAUCGAGCUAAAGGAUUGAAACAUGUAGUGCAGUGUGUGAUAGUCGCAGUAAAAACUAUUGGGAACAUUGUGCUGGUAACGUGCCUUCUCCAGUUCAUGUUUGCCGUAAUAGGAGUUCAAUUGUUCAAGGGUAAAUUCCAUCAAUGUAACGAUGGUUCAAAAAUGACAGAAUUAGAAUGCAGAGGUUCAUACAUUGAAUAUGAAGGAGGAGAUAUCAACAGGCCUACAAUAUUGGAAAGAGAAUGGAUGCAAAACAGAUUCCAUUUCGACAAUGUUGCUGAAGCUAUGCUGACCCUAUUUACUGUGUCUACCUUCGAAGGCUGGCCUGGGUUACUUUAUGUCUCGAUUGAUUCCAAUGAAGAAGACGUUGGCCCCAUACAUAACUUCAGGCCAAUUGUCGCUGCAUAUUAUAUAAUAUACAUUAUUAUAAUAGCAUUUUUCAUGGUAAAUAUAUUCGUUGGUUUUGUUAUUGUUACAUUCCAAAACGAAGGUGAGCAAGAAUACAAGAAUUGCGAACUCGAUAAAAAUCAGCGUAAUUGUAUUGAGUUUGCAUUGAAAGCCAAACCAGUCAGACGGUAUAUACCGAAACAAAGAUUCCAAUAUAAAGUUUGGUGGUUUGUGACUUCACAACCCUUUGAGUAUACUAUAUUCACCUUAAUUAUGAUAAAUACGAUUACUCUAGCAAUGAAGUUUUAUAAACAACCCGAUUUUUACACUAAUAUUCUUGAUGUUCUGAAUAUCGUAUUUAGCGUUGUAUUUGCAUUAGAGUUUGUAUUUAAACUUGCUGCAUUUAGGUUUAAGAACUAUUUUGGUGAUGCCUGGAACGUUUUUGACUUCAUUAUAGUUUUAGGAAGUUUUAUAGAUAUUAUUUACUCAGAACUUAAUCCAGGGUCUAGUCUUAUAUCAAUUAAUUUUUUCCGCCUCUUUCGUGUCAUGAGGCUUGUCAAAUUGCUCAGUAGAGGAGAGGGCAUAAGAACAUUACUCUGGACAUUUAUUAAGUCAUUCCAAGCCCUUCCCUAUGUCGCAUUACUAAUUGUAAUGCUGUUUUUCAUUUAUGCUGUGAUUGGGAUGCAGGUGUUUGGGAAAAUCGCGUUGGAUGAUGAUACAUCUAUAAAUAGGAAUAACAAUUUCCAAACAUUUCCUCAGGCUGUACUCGUUUUAUUUCGUUCAGCCACAGGUGAGGCUUGGCAAGAUAUCAUGCUUGAUUCAUCAGCUUGGCCUGAUAAAGUAAAAUGUGAUCCAAUGUCAGACGAUGUAAAUAGCCCUACAUGUGGAUCUGAUAUAGCAUUUCCAUAUUUUAUAUCAUUUUACGUGCUCUGUUCCUUUUUGAUUAUCAACUUAUUUGUAGCUGUAAUCAUGGACAAUUUUGAUUAUCUCACACGAGAUUGGUCCAUUCUUGGGCCUCAUCAUCUUGAUGAAUUUAUCCGAUUGUGGAGUGAAUACGAUCCAGAUGCAAAAGGUCGUAUUAAACAUUUAGACGUAGUUACAUUACUGCGUAAAAUAUCACCUCCUUUAGGUUUUGGAAAACUUUGUCCUCAUAGGGUAGCAUGUAAGCGCUUAGUGUCGAUGAAUAUGCCACUGAAUAGUGAUGGUACGGUUUUAUUCAACGCCACUCUAUUUGCUGUGGUACGAACAUCUCUUAGGAUAAAAACAGAGGGAAACAUUGAUGACGCUAAUGCAGAAUUACGUGCUGUAAUAAAGAAAAUUUGGAAAAGGACUAGUCCUAAAUUGUUGGACCAAGUUGUUCCUCCUCCUGGUGUUGAUGAUGAGGUGACAGUCGGCAAAUUCUACGCCACAUUCCUCAUUCAGGAUUACUUCCGAAGGUUUAAAAAGAGGAAAGAACAAGAACUUAAAGAUGGUGACAAAGAAUCUCAUAACACAGUUACCCUACAGGCAGGGCUCAGGACUCUUCAUGAUGCUGGUCCUGAAUUGAAGCGUGCCAUUUCUGGAAAUCUUGAAGAACUUCUCGAUGACAAUCCAGAACCAAUGCACAGGAGAAAUCAUUCUCUGUUUGGAAGUGUCUGGUCUUCGAUGAGGAGAGGACAUGGAGGUUUUAACAGAGCAAAAUCACUAAAGCUAAACUCGUCUAACAUUAAGAUGAGUCAUCUGGACUUACCAGGAAGAAAUCUUAGAAAGGUUUCGCCAACCAACUCUAUAGAUUAUCUACCGUUCAGUUCGUUGCAAAAGACGGUCACUGAUGGGAUGAACCAUAUUACAAAUCUUACCAGGAAUACGUUGAUACCUCAACUGUCAGGAAUGCAAGAGUCUCAUUAUGACGAUGGCAUCCCAUUACGCUCUUUACCAGGUGGAAAUUUAGAACCAGAUAGAACGUACAGACCGUUUCAAGCCAUGGAGGAAAUAAAGGAACUUAAAGAAGGCAAAGACACAACGUUGUCUAUAAGAGUUGAAGAAAGUCGGGUUGAGACAAGUCCACUGCACAGUGCACGCGUCCGCCUCGUAACCGGUAGUACGGGAUCUCCUGUUAACUUCCCCAGAAUUGCAAGUGGCUUGAAACUUGCUCAGACGCAAGCAAUGGCUGUUGCAGUUGCUGGUUUCUACCCCCAACCGAAACGAUCCCCAUUGUUGCACAGGGCAUCGUUUCACGGACGAGGUAAUAAGGGAGCAGAAUCAAAUGGAAGUAUAGCAGGUGAAAGACUUUCUCACUCUUUACCAGGAAGCCCUGCAGACAGAAGACCUAAUUUCCCAGAAGUCGUAGGCUCUGCUGAGAGCCUAGUUGGGAGGGUGCUGGUUGAGCAAGGGUUAGGAAAAUUCUGCGAUCCAGAGUUUGUGCGUUGUACAUCGAGAGAAAUGCAAGAAGCAUUGGAUAUGACGCAGGAAGAAAUGGAUCGAGCCGCUCACCGUAUAUUGUUGCAAGAGAGACAAGGCCGACCGUUGUCGUUUCAAAAUCCUGAAAACGUUUCGAGGCCGUGUCCUCAGUUAUAGCAAAUUGCCCAAUUCUUAAAAUCUAAGUGCCUAAAGUAUUUUUGGUCCAAUAAUUAUGACUUUAGGAUUCCAUCUUUAUGACUAUAUAUUUUUUAAACAAACUUCAUCGCACUGAUAAAUUAUGUAUUAUUUGGUGGAUUGUUGUUAAUAAUAAUUAUAUAUAAUAAUAACUAUGAUUAAUUUGUUUAUAUAUAUGAACAAAGUAAUAUGCAAAUUUCUUACAGUCCUUCCUUCUCUUUUGCCUUUCAAACA